GCUGUGUGUGUGUAAAAGGUUAUGGCGGGGUGACGAGAACAUCAAACACCGAUGCUGAGCCUGCUGUCUGUCUGCUUCAGUGUGUGUGUGUGUGUGUGUGUGUGUGUGUGUGGUCGGUCCAGCCGGCGCAUGUGUACCUAGUGGGCGUGUGCCCGAUCCUCCCUCCUGUCGUGCAAACCGGUGCGUGAGAAUGCACGCGCGCGGGUGAGAUUGCACGUUUGAACGCUCUAGGUGAAGCCCACUUUAAGAUAGUUUUUAAUCUUCUGUUUUAUCAGCUAGAUGCGGGUCCACGCGGCAGCGGCGGUGGUUACGAGUGGGUAAUUUGUCUCUGAGCGCGCGUGAUUUCCCUCCUCCCUCCUUUUCUCCUCCUCCUGCUCCUCAGCGUGGAGGUGCGGGGCCACUACACGCUGUGUUGUUGCGGCAGUGGAUGGAUGUAACGAGCAUGUGUGCGGGUGAAGCCUCGGGCGGAGGGAAAUAAAACGGAUUUAUUUAUUUUUGUUUUUAUUUUUUUCCUCCAUCUCAACCUGUCGAUCUGUCACCUCCAUCCUGGCGACAUGUCAAACACAAACAAAAGCAAGAAGGACAAAGAAAUCCUCGCAGAAUACGAGAGUCAAGUGAAAGAUGUGCGGACCCAGUUGGUGGAGCAGCAGCGCUGUCUGGAGCAGCAGACAGAGAUGCGUGUCCAGCUGCUUCAGGACCUGCAGGACUUCUUCAGGAAGAAGGCAGAGAUCGAAACUGAAUAUUCCCGAAACCUGGAGAAGCUGGCGGAGCGGUUCAUGGCCAAAACGCGCAGCACAAAAGAUCAUCAGCAAUACAAAAAGGACCAGAACCUGCUCUCUCCUGUCAACUGCUGGUACUUAUUGUUAAACCAGGUGAGGAGAGAGAGUAAGGACCAUGCCACCCUCAGCGACCUCUACUUGAACAAUGUCAUCACCCGCCUGACGCACAUCAGUGAGGACUCAGCUCGCCUGCUGAAGAGGAGUAAAGAGAUCAUCUUUCAGCUCCAGGAAGAUCUCAUGAAGCUUCUGAAUGAGCUCUAUACUGUUAUGAAGACAUAUCACAUGUACCACGUGGAGACGAUCAAUGCAGAAACCAAGCUGCGGGAAGCUGAGCGUCAGGAGGGUCGCGUAAAGGGCGUGUCUGGCACAGGUGGAGGGGUGGAGCCUGUUUUCGGCCUGCGGAUAGAAGAACGCCACCAGAGACGCAACGCCGCCCGCAAGAUGGAGAAGAUGAGAGAGAAGAGAAAGGCAAAAUAUUCAGAGAACAAACUGAAGACCCUGAAAGCCAGAAAUGAGUAUCUACUGACUCUGGAGGCCACCAAUGCUUCUGUGUUUAAAUACUACAUCCAUGAUCUGCCCGAUAUUAUAGAUUGCUGUGACUUAGGGUACCACUCCAGUCUGAGCCGGGCUCUGAGGACCUACCUAUCAGCCGAACUGAGCCUUGAAGCUUCUAGGAGGGCGGGUCUGGAGGUGCUGGAGGGGGCUGUGGAGAACCUGGACCCAGCACGGGACAGGCAACGCCUGCUGGGCCUCUACCCCACUGCCUUCUGCCCGCCGCAACGCUUUAGUUUCCAGGCCCACAUGGGUGACGCAGUGGCCCAGAUUACAUCGCAGCCGCAGGUCCAGGCUGAGCUCACCCUCCGUCUCACUCAGCUCCAGACCCGCCUGGCAUCCCUGAAAAUAGAGAAUGAGGAGGUGAAGAAAACCUGGGGCGCGACUCUGACCACCCUACAGGACAUGACGGUGCUGGACGACUACGACGUCUCUCAGAGCUUCACCCACAGCCCGUCCUCAGAGUCUGUCAAAUCCAGCGUGUCUGACGGAUAUCUGAACAAGCCGAGUCUGACCAAGAGACGGGCCAACCAGCAGGAGACAGAGCUCUUCUAUUUUAAUAAAUUCCGCGAGUACCUGGAGGGAAGUAAUCUCAUUUCCAAACUCCAGGCCAAACACGAUGUAUUAAAGAAAGCCUUGGCAGAGGGAUAUAAAGCUGAGCUGCUUACUACCAGUCGUGGGCGGAAGAACUCCCAUAGCAAGCACCAGGAUUCAACCAAAGCCAUACCUUUGCUUGUGGAGAGCUGCAUUCGCUACAUCAACCUUCAUGGUCUUCAGCAUCAAGGCAUAUUUCGUGUGUCAGGAUCCCAGGUUGAGGUCAACGACAUCAAGAACUCAUUUGAGAGAGGUAACGACCCGCUGAUUGAUGAGGAGAGCAACCAUGAUAUCAACUCUGUGGCUGGAGUGUUGAAGCUCUACUUCAGGGGUUUGGAAAAUCCUCUGUUUCCCAAGGACAGGUUUAAUGACCUCAUCUCUUGCAUCCGAAUGGAAAACUUGUACGAGAGAGCACAGUGCAUCCGUAAGAUCCUGCUUGGCGUCCCUAGGGCAACGCUGGUGGUGAUGCGCUACCUGUUCGCCUUCCUCAACCACCUUUCUCAGUACAGUGACGAGAACAUGAUGGAUGCUGGAAACCUGGCCAUCGUAUUCGGCCCCACCCUCCUCCCGACACCCGACACAUUGGAUCAGGUGGCCUGCCAGGCGCACGUGAAUGAGGUCAUAAAAACGGUCAUUUUGCACCAUGACAACAUCUUUCCUGACACCAAGGAGCUUCCUGGCCCCGUUUAUGAGAAGUGCAUGACCGGAGACCAGUACUGUGAGAGUCCAUUCAGCGAGCCGGGAGCGUUGGAGGAGGCUGAGCCUGAUGCCGGCACUGAGACCCAGACCAGCGACGAGGAGGGGGAAGCCGUGGAGGCGGUGGCAAGGUUCGACUACGUUGGCCGGUCCGGCCGCGAGCUCUCCUUCAAGAAGGGAGUGUCCCUGCAGCUCUUCCAGCGCGCAUCACAUGACUGGUGGGAGGGCCGACUCAACGGCAACCACGGCCUGGUGCCUCAUCAGUACAUCAUGGUGAAGGACAGGCGAGUGCACAGCCCCAGAUGGGCUGAUGCCAUGUCCGACACACUCAGUCAGAAAGCUGACAGCGACGGAGGAAGCAGCAGCACUGAAGAUAAGAGGUCCAGGAGUGAGCUGAGCUCCCCGACUGACAUCCGACCACCAGAGAACUAUAACAGUCACAGGAGGAAGCGAACCGACGGUCUGUUCCGCCGCCCUCUCUGCCGCUCCAACGACAACCAUGGUAACGGAGGAGUGAUGGAGCGAAGCUCUCCACCUGUGACAGGUCAUUUCAGCCCAAGAGAGCUGCUGUUGGGGAGAGGUCAAGGCCUGACUCCGCCCCUAGACAGUCCCGAGCGCCGCCGCCGCUCUGCCGCUGUGACCAUGACGGUGAGCCGUCAUGAUUCGCUGCGGAGGCCAGAGGACACGCCUAUUCGGCGCUCGAGCAGCGGGCAGCACAGCUUCAGCGACUCCCUUCGAUCCAGAGCGAUGGACCCUGACACACUUGCACAGGACAUCGAGGAGACGGUGACCGUGGCCCUCGGGGAGCUGAGGCAGCUGGAACGGCAGGGCUGCCGGCCGGCCCCAGACGUAGUGCUGGACACUCUGGAGCAGGUGAAGAACGGCCCGGUCACCACCUGCUCCUCCGAGUCUCCCAGCCCCCACAGCACCCCUAGUACACCAGGCACGCCUGGAACCCCUGGUACACCCGGGACCCCUGGAACCCCUGGCACCCCUGGCACCCCAAGCCCCCUCAGUCCACUGAGUCCCAUCAGUCCACUCCCUGGGCCCCCACCUGGACCUCCCAGACCGACCAACCCUUCUCCAGACGCCCUGGGCUCCUUUAAGCCUGUGGCAGCUGCCCGCAUCGGGGCUCCGCUGCGGCCCCCUGCCCUGAGGCCCAAACCUAUGGUCCCACCCAAGAGCAGCACCCCACCUCUGCCUCCACCGUUGGACAAAUCCUGCACCAUGUGAGCCAAACAAGGCCAACAGAAGGCCAAAUCAGGCCUACCCGGGCCAAAAAUGGGCCAGAAGAGGAGAUCAGGGUACUGCUUAAUGAUUAUAAUCAACAUGAGGGUAGAAACAGUAGGACAGAUGAAAAGGCUUUUAAUGUAGUAAUAAACUAUAAUAUAUGACAUGACCUAUGAUAUGAUAUGCCAUGAUAUUUAUAUGUCGUCAGGUUGGUGUGUACUCUCUUGGUGUGUAGGAGUUUACUUUCUCCAUGUAUUGAAGCAUUUUAUCAAAGGAUAGCUAAAAGAACUGCUGAUGCAGAGAUAAAGGACCGAGCGUAGGCGGAGCUUCCUGUCCUGCGUCAAAGGGACAUGGGGAGUGUAGUCCAGCUCCAGUAAAAUGUAGUUUCAGUGACGUGAACGUUGGCUGUAAUGUCAUGAGGAUAGGCCCAUGCUAGCCGAAGAGGCUAUCACCAAUUGGCUGCUGUAUCUGCGAUGAGUGACUCGAUUGGUUAAGAGGAUGACACAACGAUGGUUCAACGUCUGGAUGACUUAUAAUUAAUUUUUAUGUUCUUUUUUCACUCUGUUCAGCUGCUAAGCUCACUCGCACCUCAAGCGCCUCUUGAGGUCGUCAGUGACAGGAAACUUAUUUUACCAACUUCUUGCUAUUAAAUGAAUGUUUUCAGCUUUUAACGACUGUUCAGCCAUCUUACUGAAUGUUCAGUGAGCUGCUGUGUGAGGCGGCUCGCUCAGCUUUUUAACAGCCUUCUUGUGUUGUCUGAGGAAACCUCGCAGCCAGAGCAAGCCUCAAAACUGGAGGGAGCUUUUUCUGGGUCGUCGGGGUGUGUGUAUGAUUUCGUUCUUGUUUAUUUGAGCGUGUGCAAGUUGAAUUUUGUGUGUACAUGUGCGCGUCCUGCUUGUCUGCCCCUUGUUCUGCUCCCCGUGUAAGUGCAGAAGCACUAGAAUAGAUAGAGGAUAGAUAAUUCAUGCCUGCCUUUGAGUGCCAGAACACACGAGUGCAAGUUGGGAAAAUGGUACGAGUGCAAAAAGCAUGCCACUUUCUGUAUGUAUGUGUCCGAAUAAUGGUUUACCUGCUUGUUACACUGAAGUCACUGGUUAACCUUAAAUUCACAAUAAGCUAACAGGGUGGGGCUCUGUGUGUAAACGCCCAAAAAAAGAAAAACAAACACUUUUACAGCACACUGAAUGUGGCCUCCGACCGGGCUGUGAGUGUGGUGAUUUAAAUGAAACAUGACGUGCUGAGAUGGCUGAGGAUGCAAAUGUGUGUGUGUGUGUGUGUGUGUGUGUAUGUAUGUGAAAGUGCCUUUUUUUUUAAUCCUUGUCUUUUUUGAGAGUUGUGAAUCCACUCACGCAUGUCCUGAACGAAGAGCAGCAGCACUCCGAAUGAAAUAAUCAUAGUGUUUAGUAAAUUACUGAAUUAUGAAUUCUAGCAUUAACCCAUUGUGACAUUGCACUUUGAUGUAUAGGAUCGUGUACUUGGCAUGUAGCAUCAUAACAUGUUGGUGCAUUUUAACUCAAAGGGAGGUUUCUUUGAAUGUGUUUGAUAAUAAUGGAAACGGUUUUUGUCUGUUAGUGUUGCUGUAUUUGAAAACUGAGCUUCCUGAAGUUAAGCUCAUAUAGCCAAAUGGAUUGUAUCAAUGUGUUGUAUUUAUAUUAUAAAUAAACCUGAAUAAAUUAGCACUCAAGUCAUUCACCGACUGAACCUUUUAUUUAAAUGUUUUUGUUGAGCAUUCAAUAAACCUCUGUGUAAAUCA
Molecule: messenger RNA, 5604 nt
Organism: Melanotaenia boesemani (Boeseman's rainbowfish)
Lineage: Eukaryota; Metazoa; Chordata; Actinopteri; Atheriniformes; Melanotaeniidae
Product: SLIT-ROBO Rho GTPase-activating protein 1-like
Exons: 23
Coding region: 555-3854 (1099 amino acids)
Biological process (GO): negative regulation of cell migration; signal transduction
Cellular component (GO): cytoplasm
Molecular function (GO): protein binding
Source: RefSeq, a predicted model, not a curated record